Messenger RNA from Protomyces lactucae-debilis, 4301 nucleotides. Its product is annotated as patched sphingolipid transporter. Gene Ontology annotation, cellular component: membrane. Bases 206 to 3955 code for a protein of 1249 amino acids. The record is from RefSeq and is a predicted model, not a curated record. NCBI's taxonomy places the organism in Eukaryota, Fungi, Ascomycota, Taphrinomycetes, Taphrinales, Protomycetaceae. The transcript has a single exon.
CGCGCGCGCCUGACCUCACCAGUCUGAUUCGACAACCAGUCAGGAUGUCAACCUGUAGCGCCGCCAAGAGCCCUGUCCAAUUGCGGUCGCCACAGCUACGCCGUCAAACUACCCUGCAGAGGCACGGCUGUCGCACGAUAACUCGGCCCGUGGCCAUAGACCAUCGCUGUUGAGCUACCGCGGAUUACACGCAUAUCGAUCCUAUAUGCUGAAGCCGCUCGAGCUUCUCCUGCUUCUAGCUGCGCUUCUCCCUAUUUCUCUAGCUUCUCAGAACGACAAGCAUGAGACUGGUAGAUGCAUCAUGCGCGGUCAAUGCGGCAAAGAAUCAUUCUUCAGUCCAGAAUUGCCUUGUCCUGACAACAAUUUGGCAACCAAGCCUGAUCUAGAGCUUCGGGAGGCGCUUGUUGGUAUAUGUGGCGAGCAGUAUGCUACUGGGUCUGUCUGCUGCGAUCAAGCACAAGUGACAGCGCUGCGGGAAAAUCUAAAGAAAGCUGAGAACCUCAUCGCAUCAUGUCCAGCAUGCAAGAACAAUUUCUUUGACUUCUUUUGCGGCUUUACAUGCUCUCCAGACCAGUCCUCGUUCCUGAAAAUCGAGAGUACAAAGGAGAUGCCUGGUGGGUCAAGAGCUGUAACUCAUCUGAGCUACUUCGUUUCCCAAAGAUUCUCUCGCGGUUUCUUCGAAUCCUGCAAGGACGUCAAAUUUUCAGCGACGAAUGGCUAUGUUAUGGACCUCAUAGGAGGUGGCGCAACAGACGGACAAGGAUUCUUGGAGUUUCUAGGACAAAAGUCGAUUGUUGGAUCUCCCAUUCAGAUUGAUUUCCCGGUGGACACGGAUGCAGAGUUGGCGGAGUGGGAUCCACCAUUCCGACACUGCAACAGUUCUGAUAUCCAAUCUAAAUGUGCAUGUGUCGACUGCCCAAGCGUUUGCCAGAGUCUUCCAGAACUGAACCCGCCCGGGAAGACUUGUAACAUUGGAGUGAUGCCAUGUUUGUCUUUCUCAGUGCUAUUCCUCUAUGUCACUAGUCUGAGUGCCUUCUUUGCGGGUUAUGCCUUCUAUCUUCGGUCUAGAAAGUCAUUUGGAAAUACACGUGGCCUGCAGCUCCACAACGAGCAGUAUCUCUCCUCUGACGAAUUGGACGAUCAUUCGACGCUAUCCGAUAGGCAUUUGAACACGUAUGCCCUGAAUAAUUGGCUCGAGGGAAUAUUUUAUCGCAUCGGCAUGACUUGUGCAUCAUUCCCAUACGCCUCGAUUGGACUCAGUGUGGUUAUUGUGCUUUUCUUGAGCAUCGGAUGGACGCGUUUCGCUAUAGAAACGAACCCGAUAAAGUUGUGGGUUUCGCCGACUGCAGACGUGGCCUUGCAGAAAAAUUACUUCGAUUCCACAUUCGGUCCUUUCUAUCGCGCCGAGCAAAUGUUCCUGAGCAAUGCUUCACAUCCAACAUCCAGCGUGCUCACCUUUGAAAGCUUGAAGUUUUGGUUCGAUCUUGAAGAUCAACUCAAGCGCAUGCGCGAUCAACAUGGAACUGGCAUAGAAGACCUGUGUCUGCAGCCUACUGGUCAAGGGUGUGUCAUUCAAUCGCUGACAGGCUAUUGGCAGGGCGAUUUUGAAAAUGUGUCCCCAUCCAAUUGGGCGAAAGAGCUACAGCGUUGUGCCGAUCAGCCGGUACAGUGCUUGCCUGUAUUCCAGCAGCCGCUCAAGCCUCAAAUGAUUCUUGGAGGCUACACUGGUGAUGAUUGGCUCUCAUCGAGCGCACUGGUCUCGACAAUCGUCUUGAAAAACUCGCUCGAGCCAGCUCUCAGGUCUAGGGCCUCAGCAUGGGAGAGGGACCUGCAGCAGGUACUGUAUCGCGCACAAGAAAUCGCGAAUACCAUGGGUCUACGUCUAUCAUUCUCGACGGACGUGUCCUUGGAAGAAGAGCUCAACAAAUCAGCCAACACUGAUGCGCGUAUUGUUAUCAUCUCGUACCUUGCCAUGUUUCUUUAUGUCUCAUUGGCAUUGGGCACGUCUCGUUGGCAAGGCAAGGCAACCCUUGUGCAAACAAAGUUUUCGCUCGGCCUGUCCGGCAUUGCCAUUGUUCUGCUCUCAAUAUCCGCUUCAGUUGGGCUUUUUUCGCUGCUCGGAGUCAAAAUCACACUCAUCAUUGCUGAGGUCAUUCCCUUCCUUGUACUUGCAAUCGGCGUGGACAAUAUAUUUUUGCUCUGUCAUGAGUUCGCGAACAUCAAUGCAAGCGAGCCAUCUCUAUCAAUACCCAUUCGAGUAGCCCUAGCCUCGAGCCGGGUAGGACCUUCAAUUUUGUUGAGCGCUACAAGCGAGACACUGGCUUUUGCCAUUGGCGCUGCUGUUGCAAUGCCAGCUGUCCGAAAUUUUGCCAUCUACGCAGCCGGAGCGGUAUUCUUUGAUGCCUUACUCCAAAUGACAAUGUUUACGGCAGCGUUGGCAUUGGAUCAAGCUCGUGUCGAGUCUGGACGAUUUGAUUGUGUGCCAUGCGUCCAAACUUCUGUGGACGGCAGCGCACUAGACGUCGAGCAGGGCUAUGUCUUUCGGUUUAUUCAGCGGAGACUGACCCCAGGUUUGAUGCAGCCUGUCGCCAAGCGAUUUGUCCUCUUCCUAUUCUUCUCUUGGGCAGCGCUUUCAAUCGCCCUUUUACCAAGUAUUGAAUUCGGCCUUGACCAGAAGAUAGCACUGCCGAAGGAUUCUUAUCUUGUCGACUAUUUCAGGGAUCUUGAAAGCUACUUUGGCGUCGGACCUCCUGUGUACUUUGUGGCCAAGUCUCCCAACAUCACCGAGCGGGCCGCUCAACAAGCUGUUUGCGGCCGUUUCACAACCUGCGAUGAUUUUAGCAUGGCCAAUGUCCUAGAGCAAGAGCGGAAGCGACCUGACGUCUCUUUCUUACUAGAACCCGCUGCCUCUUGGCUAGAUGACUUCUUCUACUGGCUGAAUCCGCAAUUGGAAAUGUGCUGCAGGGUGCGGAUUGAUGAUCCGUCAAGAUUUUGUGGUGCGGAAGAAGGGCCAUCGCGCUGUCGACCGUGCAUGGAAGAUCGAAGCCCGGCAUGGAACAUAACACUGUCGGGCAUGCCGGAGGGAGAGGAAUUCAUGAAGUAUGUUCGUGCGUGGCUGAGUGCUACAAGCACCGAGGACUGUCCUCUUGCGGGAAAAGCGCCAUAUGGUGACGCCUUAGCCCUUCGCGAUGACGGGUAUGGUCUCGAUGCUUUUCACACCAGGACUUUUCACACACCGCUGCGAACUCAGGUCGAUUUGAUCAAUUCGCUCGCUGCAGGCCAACGUGUGGCCAAGGAAAUGAGUCGGCUAACUGGACUGGAUGUUUUUGCUUAUGCUGUGCAUUACAUUUACUUUGCACAGUACAGCAAUAUUGUCAGCCUCACGUUCAAUCUUCUUGGCACUGCUCUUCUUGCAAUUUUCCUGAUUGCUACUCUUGUCCUCGGCUCUUUGACAGCUGCCGCUAUACUAUGUGCAACGGUGGCACUUAUUGUGCUUAACGUCGCCGGUGCAAUGGUUCUCUUCGGAAUCAGUCUCAAUGCAUUGAGUGUGGUCAAUCUUGUGGUUUGCGUCGGCAUCGGCGUCGAGUUCACUUCGCACAUGAUUCGCGCAUACAUGCUUCCAACGACGCAUUUUGCAACUCGUGUCCUGCAGCAGGAAGAGGGAUAUCAGGAGCUUCGCAGUCGCAACGCCCUUGCACAGGUCGGGCCGUCUGUAUUCACGGGCAUCACAAUGUGCAAAUUUUGUGGAGUGGUCGUGCUUGCCUUCACGCAAUCGAAAAUCUUCGAAAUAUAUUACUUCAGAAUGUGGCUUGCCCUCGUCUUCGUUGCGGCAAGCCAUGGACUUAUACUGCUGCCAGUCGUCUUGUCGAUGUUUGGGCCCAGGGGUUACGUCUGCAAGGAGAUCGCUUCUGACCAUGCUGAGUUGCCAGCGGCGUCAGACCCCUUGUGGCAAUGAACAUCUCGGGAGUUUUAUGUAUCGAAGGCUGCUUCGCUGGCAGUUCAGUCAGUCAUAGAGCGCAGACUCAGGCACAAGAAGCUUGUAGCAUAAGCAGCUGAGCCCAUCACACCCAGCUACCAGGGGUCGCUGUUAUUCGCACGUGCGCGAUUGCAAUUGACGACCACACCAAUUGUUUUGUGUCUAGUGCACAUCCACGCUACUUGAUCCGGUCCCAGUCAACCCAGUGAUCUGUUGCUGUCAGUCUCUUAGGAGUCCUAGGUCACACAACCAUUCUAUGGCUCAUGAAGGGCCUUCCAACGGUCGACUAGAAGCUCUUCGGAACAACGUACGGCCUCCCUCAUUG